Molecule: messenger RNA, 1641 nt
Organism: Coffea eugenioides
Lineage: Eukaryota; Viridiplantae; Streptophyta; Magnoliopsida; Gentianales; Rubiaceae
Product: 26S proteasome regulatory subunit 4 homolog A
Exons: 6
Coding region: 120-1454 (444 amino acids)
Biological process (GO): proteasome-mediated ubiquitin-dependent protein catabolic process
Cellular component (GO): proteasome regulatory particle, base subcomplex
Molecular function (GO): proteasome-activating activity; ATP hydrolysis activity; ATP binding
Source: RefSeq, a predicted model, not a curated record
ACAAAGCCACCACAAACAGAACAAAAUAAUACAAUUCACGCUUGCUCUUCUCUCCACUUCUCAGACAUAGCAACACUAGCAAUUUCAGCCUCCUCCGUUCCAAGUAUAUCAACUAAACCAUGGGACAGGGCACACCCGGCGGCUUGAACCGGCAACUCCCAGGGGACAGAAAAAACGACGGCGAUAAGAAGGAGAAAAAGUUCGAGCCGGCGGCGCCACCCGCUCGCGUUGGCCGCAAACAGCGCAAGCAGAAAGGCCCCGAAGCCGCUGCUCGUCUCCCUACCGUCACCCCUCUGACUAAGUGCAAGCUCCGAUUGCUCAAGCUCGAGCGGAUCAAAGACUAUCUUUUGAUGGAAGAAGAGUUUGUCAGUAAUCAGGAACGCUUGAAGCCUCAAGAGGAGAAGACUGAAGAGGAUAGAUCCAAGGUCGAUGAUCUCCGCGGCUCUCCUAUGAGCGUCGGAAACCUAGAGGAGCUUAUUGACGAGAAUCAUGCUAUUGUUUCGUCAUCUGUUGGACCGGAGUAUUAUGUCGGGAUUUUGUCGUUUGUGGAUAAGGAUCAGCUCGAGCCUGGAUGCGCUAUUCUGAUGCACAACAAGGUUCUUUCUGUAGUUGGCCUUCUUCAAGAUGAAGUCGACCCCAUGGUGUCUGUCAUGAAGGUUGAGAAGGCUCCGUUGGAAUCUUAUGCCGAUAUUGGUGGAUUGGAUGCUCAGAUACAGGAAAUCAAGGAAGCUGUUGAACUUCCCCUGACACACCCCGAGUUAUAUGAAGACAUUGGUAUUAAACCGCCUAAAGGUGUCAUCCUCUAUGGAGAGCCUGGCACUGGCAAAACCUUGCUUGCAAAGGCAGUAGCAAACUCCACUUCAGCAACUUUUCUGCGUGUUGUAGGAAGUGAACUGAUUCAAAAGUACCUGGGUGAUGGCCCUAAAUUGGUGAGGGAACUCUUCAGAGUUGCUGAUGAGCUCUCGCCAUCUAUCGUCUUUAUUGAUGAAAUUGAUGCAGUUGGUACAAAAAGGUAUGAUGCGCACUCUGGUGGUGAACGUGAGAUUCAGAGGACCAUGUUGGAACUGCUGAACCAGUUAGAUGGUUUUGAUUCACGAGGAGAUGUCAAAGUGAUUCUUGCAACAAACAAAAUUGAGAGUCUUGAUCCUGCACUUCUUCGCCCUGGUAGAAUAGACCGAAAAAUUGAAUUCCCUCUUCCAGAUAUCAAGACAAGGAGGCGGAUUUUCCAGAUACACACAUCCAGGAUGACAUUGGCCGAUGACGUCAAUUUAGAAGAAUUUGUUAUGACUAAAGAUGAGUUUUCUGGUGCUGAUAUUAAGGCAAUUUGUACUGAAGCUGGAUUGCUUGCUUUGAGAGAGCGCCGUAUGAAGGUAACGCAUGCAGAUUUCAAGAAGGCAAAAGACAAGGUUAUGUUCAAGAAGAAAGAGGGGGUUCCUGAAGGACUAUACAUGUGAUGAUAACUUGUUUCUGCGACCUGCUUUCAUGGUUGUUAUGAACUUUUACAUGCUUGUCUAUGUGUGGGGCUUUCGGCUCUGUUACUUAAAUUCAUGUUGUCUCUUCCUAUAUGGAAGGAAAGAGAUCUGUUAGAACAAUCUUCUUAAUUUAUAAGAAAUCAAUGAGUUUGUCUUGAUGCUGAGUUUA